This is a messenger RNA of Venturia canescens, 3014 nucleotides long. RefSeq names its product protein undicht (gene udt). Bases 144 to 1997 code for a protein of 617 amino acids. The record is from RefSeq and is a predicted model, not a curated record. The transcript is spliced from 9 exons. NCBI's taxonomy places the organism in Eukaryota, Metazoa, Arthropoda, Insecta, Hymenoptera, Ichneumonidae. Gene Ontology annotation, biological process: wound healing.
GUUGUGCAUUUUGGGUUGGGCACAUUAGUUUGACUCACGCAACGUAGCUCCCAACAAUUAGGAGCUACCGUUUUUUAAUUUUUCAUUAAAAACAAGAUUUUCAACUCCGAUGCAGAUCUUCUACUCACAAAUUACAUAAUAUAAUGAAAAUGGACACGUUUAAUCCUGUCACGCUGUUAUUAUUCGUAGCCUUGUAUUCUGUUCCAGUAUUUACGGAAGAAGCACAAAACGGUUGUGAAAUUCCUUUGGUAAUGAGAAAUACCUGGUUUUCUUGGGAAAAUGGAAAAAAUACACUAUAUGAAAUAAAUGCUGAGAGCAUGAGUAACCGAGGAUAUUGCAUCGCCAUGGCUGAAAAACGACGAUUGCACUAUACUUUUGUGUUCCAAAAUGAUCAGUGCUACUAUUGUGUUAAACUUAUUGUUCGGACUGUUAACAUUUUGGAGAAAGUUGAAACUGCGUGUGUCAACUUAAAGAUAGGAGAUCAUCCAACAGUAGAAAACGUGUGCCGAGGAUUAGAUGAAGAUCAGCAGUUGAUAACGUUAUUUGCAGAAAAUCAUGUUCCAGUUAAUUGCAGAUCAUCUCUCGAGGGUGUAUGGCAAUUUGCAUACCAGAAUCGAUUCCGAUUCAGAGGAGAAUGCAAUCAUCCUGAAGCAAGAAUAACCUCUUGUCAAACUCCGGGUACACAGUUUCUCAUCACCAAUCAAAAAUUCAAUAUAACUUACAGAAAAUGUAGCAACAUGAAAGGAACUUUUGACGGAUUGGUAGAAUACAGUUGCCUGGGCGACUGGUUUGUGGGCAAAAAUCACUUUUUUGCUGUGGCGAAUACAAAAGAAUCUCGAAAAGAUGAAAAGUAUCGUUGUUUCCUGAAAAAUCGUGACGACGAUCUUUACAUCGGUGCAUCAAUAACAGCCGAAUGUAACACUCUGAGGACGGUGGAGAAAAGUCCCGAGCGAUUGCACAUUACUCCCGUAAAAUCCGAGGUUGUCGUGCCUGGUUGUAGAUUGCCACUGAAUAUGUCUGGCGAAUGGAUCAACACUGCCAAUAUCGAUGCCGAUUUGUUUAUCAAUGAGACACACAUGAUCGAAACUUGGUAUCCUGACGAAGGACGAUACAGGCAGAAUAUUUACGUUUGUCGUGAACAACGAGAUACCCGAAUUAUGAUGGCUCGAUUGCCAGUCGAUGGGUGUCAAAAGGAUUACAUAUGCUUUGAUUUCGUACCACGGCAUCACAACAUAAUCAGAUACAGGCGUGGAUUGGCUGUUAUAAAGGAUGAUUUUUCGACGGUGUGCUCUUGGGUUCAGUUCCAGAACAAGAUCGAUUGGAGAUACGAUUUAUUCGUGGCCAAAAAUCCUGUGCCCGUGCGAUGUCCUGUUGCUGGAAAAUAUAACUUCACGCAGAAAGGCGAAAUAAAAUUCGAAACAAGAAUUCUCGGUGGUAUUACAUUAUCUCCGCGUCAUAACACGAACUGUACAUUCAGAGCAUCAGAUUUUUCGGUAUGUGAUGCUGAACAAAAGGAGAUCGCUAUCGAUGAGACUUAUUGUCUCACUGUCGAUCAUUUGGGACAUCCUAAAGACAUUUACAGUGAACCCGAUUAUCGAAUGAAAUGCAUUGGUUUUUGGAAGGAGAAUCUCAAAUCGUAUCUAAUUACAUAUGACGAACUCGACCCGUUCAGUAGAUAUCGUUGUUGGGUUUAUCAGCGGGCAGAUUUGAACAGAGUUUUAAUGUCUCAAGCCCUUGGUCCCUUUUGCGCGAUUAAUCAAGAUGUAGGAAGUGACAACUCGAGUCAGGGUGCUGCAGUCUCCCUAGAUCUGAGGGAAUACGAGCGUGAACGCGAUCAAUGUCCCUUGUACUUCGACGAUGGUGCAGAUCCAUGGGCACCAACUUCAAGUAUGAUCAAAGUAUUCCAUUUCAGAGACGGAGUGAGUGGAUUGACACCGUCCAUUUUAUUGUCCACUCUCGCCGUUUCAAUCCUCCUUUUACUGAAUCUUAGAAAUUGAUUUUUAUGCGGCUCUCGACAUAUAAACAUCGACAAAUAGUUCAUAUUAUAUGCAAUAUAACAUGAUAUAUUGCGAUAUAUUAUCACUAGCACGGUUACAAAAAAAAAACAAGAAAGUCAUUUUUGAUCAUGUCGUUUCCCGAAAUUCUAAUAGAAUUCGUUGAAAAAAUUAUUUCACGCUUCUCUCAAACUUUCGAGAAGAAUUUUAAUUUUUCCAUUUUUUCCAUUAUAUUUUCACUACGAAAAAUGAAUCGAAACUACGUAUACUUUUGAAUUUUCUUAUGUAACCUCGAUCCUAUAUCGAUCCAGAUCGUCGAUCAUCACAAGUGGUAAGACAUUUUUCAAACCGUUCUGAAAAUCUUACAAAACUAGUUGAUGAACACACUAAAAAAUAUCACACUAAAACGGCCUGAUAUUUAUCGUUUAAUUGUAAAAUUUUUCCAAAAAAAUGACGUCAUUUAAAAACGACACAAUGUUGUCGACGUAGAGGUAGUUUAACAACACCGUUGAACUCUAGUUUUAUCAAUGGAAAAAUAAGGGGCCGCAAAUACCACAGUGUUCAAAACGAAUAUUAGUUUUUGUAAAAAGAUCUUCGUAUCUACACGUACGGUUGUUCUCGUAAUCAAAUUCCGUCCAAUCAAGUAAUUUCUAAGUGCCUUUAUGUAAUCGUACAAAUUUCUACAACCUCUCAAACGCUUUACUAUUUGAGAUUUUUUUUACUAGGUUUUGAUAUUUACAUAAGUCAUUUUUUUCCAUGUUCAUUGUGCGCCUGGCUUAAUAAGCUGUAAGAUAUACAUAAUCAUUGUAUAAAAAUCACAGAACUAAAAAACGCACAUCUUUUUAUUGAUAGAUUUUUCUUUUGCUUAUUUUUAUACACAUCGGUUGUAUGUCGUUGAAUAAUUAAUUCUUGUUAAUACCUCACACCAACGACACAAAAUUAUAUUGACUUAAAAGGAUACAACGCAUUAAAAGUGAAUUGUACACAAAAGAAUAAACUUAUAUAUUGAACUAUUAUAAA